Molecule: messenger RNA, 1011 nt
Organism: Nymphaea colorata (pocket water lily)
Lineage: Eukaryota; Viridiplantae; Streptophyta; Magnoliopsida; Nymphaeales; Nymphaeaceae
Exons: 3
Coding region: 195-773 (192 amino acids)
Source: RefSeq, a predicted model, not a curated record
CUGUCAAGUAACGACCUUGGUUAAGAGGAAUCCACACCGGAUUACAAUGAUGAGAAAAGAGUGAAGGUUGGAGAGGUAACCCGAGAAAAUUGUCAUGUGUGUGUUUGUCAAAGAGAAAAUCGUCCGAGUCAAGAAAAAUGGGACGAUACGGGUUGGUGUUUCGCGUAAAGAAUAGGAAUCCGAGCCUCCUAUAAAUGGAAAGACGGGGCCGGAGAAACGAGGAAGAAAGAACGGGGGAGAUGGGAAAGAGGAGGACGACGAGGGAGAUCACGUUGGAGGAGUAUGCUUCAUUCCAAGCGAACCUCGACGACGGCCACAGCCUUACCGCCGAACUGCUCAAUCGGAUAAUAGCUAUGCACGGCUUCUGCAGGAUUCGUCGGCCUAAGGCAGAGAUUAUGGAGGCGUUGCGAUCGAUGACGCUGGCGAGCCCGUUCAGGUCGACCAUGGCGCAGGGGGCUGCCCCGGCCCCAUUGACGCUCGAGGACCUGGCCCUGCACGUGGCGGACCUCAACUGGAAUGAAUGUCAGAUGAAUUCAGUCAGCUCGCUGGCGAUGGAAGUGGAGGGUAAGCAGCAGCUAGAAUCUAACCCCAACCCCUCGUCAUGCAGCCCCGGCCUCCUGGCCCCGUUCUUCCCCACCAACUCCAACUGCAACAAAAAGCGGAAGCGCACCAAGCGAGUCAGGGUUGCCAACCUCCUCGAAGACUCCCCUGUGGGUAACGGUUCGUGUACCCUUGCCCUGGCCAAUGAUGGUGUGAAAAUCAGCUUGUCGUGAGAUCAGAGAGAGAGAGAGAGAGAGAAAGCUCCCUUGAAGCAAGACAUAUCUCUCUUCCUUUGUCUAUAGGCCAGCUUGUAGAGAGGAUGGACCAAAAACACAGGAGACUUGACAAAGAGAAGCACGGGAUUGAUGUAAAAAAACUAGGAAGGCUUUCAAGAUCGCAAAUCGGUUUUGCUUCUCACCUAAGACAUGCUAGUCGUCCCCGUCUUGCCUUAGCCCUGACUCCGACUUCUUU